CUUAAAUCUGUGCCGUGUCUGCUAAAAACACGGCUCAAAAUAUUACUAAUAUAUGUUAUAAAUAUAAUGCUUUAAACACUACACUUAUUUGAAUAUGUGAUAUUUUACUUUUUUUUUAUAGGUGUUCAUACUGGUCACUUCAAAAUGUUCCCCAGAGGAAAGAAGUUUGAUAAUGACACAAUCGACGUGGUCAACAAGGGUUGUUUUGACAACUACGAUACAUUGGCAUGUGUUAGGACAAGCUUUCUCACGAUCCUGUCUGCCAUUACCUUAGUCUUUGUCAUACUGAAGAUAGUCAAGUACCACGUGUACAGACACCCACAACUGCAUCACUAUGUGAUCUUCUAUGUAUCUGCUGUUCUCUGCUUCAUGUGCGGAGCGAGCUUCAUGGCGGGCGCGCGCUACCCGCAGCUGGACUUCUCGGCCUGCUUCCUGAAGCUGCUGCAGUUUGCGCUGAUCUGCCACCUGCACUGGUCGCUGGGCGCGCGGGCGGCGCGGCGCGAGGACGUGGUGCAGCACGUCGUCAACCCCGUGCUGUGCCUGUACGUGCUGUACUGCACCACCGUGGCGCUCAUGGGCAUGGUGGACGUCACCGGCUCGUGGACCCAGUGCAUGCGACCGUACUGGCUGAUGCUCUCGUCUGCCGACCUGGUGCUGGUGCAGUUGUUCGUGGUGAUGGCCUUGUACAUGACGCAUCGCUCGGAGGGGCUGUCGUCGCUCGCCUCCUUCAAGAGCACUCAGAAGCGUGACCUCUGGAGCGUCGUCGUCGUCUACGAGGUGUCUGCCGUGCUGGCGGUCACGCUCGACGCCAUCAUGAGAUUCGUGGGCUCGGAGGUGAGCGGCUGCAGCGGGCUGUUCGGCCACACGCAGGUGCUCUACUCGACGGUGAUGGCCGUGUUCGCCAUGGCCAAGUUCCUGCUGCCCACGUGGGUGCUGCUGUGCGUCUUCCAGCCCGUGGAGGGCGACGCCCACAACUCGGAGGUGGCGCUGGCGAGCCGCUACAGCCUGGACUGCCAAACGGACACCGGCUGCUCCUCCAUCCGGGGCUACCACCAGUACCGCCGCAUGUUCGUCCCCGAGCAGAGCGGCGUGUUGCCCGCCUUGCAGGACGAGUAUCCCUUCCCGGAGCUGCAGAAGCAGCAGCCGGCCGGCCUCCCGGUGGCAGGGCUGUCGACCAUCAACGAGGAGUCGGGCAGCCUGUCCGUGCUGGAGAGCCCCGUGAGUGGCUCUCUGCGCAGCGACGCGGGCGAGCUGUCGCGAGCCUUCGGCCACCGCGUCUCCUGCUGAGCCCCUGGCAUCCGCUGUAUCGCAAGCUAGGGGUGUACCGAUUCCACUGCCACUGUUCAUUAAGGUUAUGGAAACAAAUAAUUAUUUACUUUUAUGUAUUCUUGAAUUGGGAUUCUGAAAACAUUUUCUUGGUUCCCUGUAAUUUUACUUGCUGAUUGAUACCAACUAAUUAACUCCCUCAAUUUUAAUAAUCGCAUUCAUUAAUUAGUACCUAAAUGUCGGUACACCCCUAUUUAAAAUACAAAGUGUUUCAAAAAUUGUUUGGCAGUUAUUCAGGCAGUCUUUUCUCGUGUUGCCAUACAAGUGGACUUGCUCAUUUCUUGUUUACUGUAAAUCACUUAUUUUAUCCUGGCUAUCAUUAAUGAUCAUUCUGUUUUUUUUUUCUGCUACAGAAACAGAGUGAUUGGUUGUGUGCCUCCGGCAACUGAACAUGCUCAAGGAGGAAAGUGCGUAGCCUGUUUUCUUGCUUUGGAAAACUUUUAUGCUGUGUGUUUUUUUAAACCAUUAACUCCUACUCAUAGUUAAAAAGCUCCAUUCUCAUAGUUAUUUAAGGCUGUGCGAAGCUUCAGAUGUUCAGAGUUAAAACCAAUAUGUAUUAUGAUUCAUAUUGAUUUGCUUGAAAACAUGAAUAUUCAUUAAUAUUCAAAGCUUUCAUGUGGCAUACCGUAGAAGAUAAAUUGUAAUAUUUGGAAUUUCUAUAAGCGCUCUAAUUCAAUUUGGGUUGAUUCCAGUUUCGAUUCUUGUAUUUGGGCUCUGAUUUGGAUUCUGAUUCCAUCAGAUUCUAUACUCUUUGCAGUAAUGCCUUAUGGGGCCCUCCUAGUCAGGGUGUGUCUGUGUUAGUGAGGCAGGAUUAGAAGUUCGACACGCACUAGUGCUUCUAGCGCGGUGCUGCCUCUAAGCGCAGGGCUCUAAACCAGCACCUUCUCGUGGUGCAUAAGGAAACGGUGAAAUUUGAGCAGUAACCAUAACAUUAUAUGGAGGAGAAAUAAAGAUAAAUAUGUAAUGCAAGGCCUUAGGGUGCUUUGAAGAGUCUUUAACCAAAUAUUUAAUGUCUAAUAUUAUUCUGAAAAAACCUGUAUUAAGCCCUUUACUCUCUCCUAAAAAUACUGUUCGGUUACGAAAUACGGAAACACAACUACCCAUCCGCCCUCAGCAUAUUUAUGAAUACUUUUCGUAAACCGACCCCACUCUGAUAUCUUGACCAAUUUUCAAAUCGCGUGGCUUCUUCUGUAGCUCUGCAUACAGUAUGUGUGCCCAGGUAGGCAGGCCCCUUACUUAUCAAAUUAUUCUUGAUUUGUAUAUUUGUGUACAAAAACCUGUAUUUUAUGGACUAAUUUAAUUAUAAAUAUAUAAGUAUAUUUAUUUACUCACAAUUAUUGCAAUGUAUAAAUAAUUUAUAUAGACAGGGCACUAUAAAUUCACAUACAAAUAUUUUCUGUACUUUUACACUUUCACAAAAUCGUAUAUAAUCAUUGAAUUAAAAAUAAGGUAAAUACUUGUAAUAACAUCAACAAAAUCAAGGAAUUGGUUUGUAAUACACUUGUAAUAAAAUUAUUUUUUAAUAACAUUGGUUAUUAUAAAAUUUGGCUAUAAAUAUUUAAAAAAUCAGCUCUACUCUGUUAAAUUAUCAAAUUUCAUAUUAAAUCAGUACUUCUAGUUAAUUGGCACAAUACUGUCAUCAAUCUGUGAAAAUACAGAUGAAUCAAAAAACAAAAAUUAAAAAUUCUUUUUAAUCAAACUAGCCUGAUUAAUCAUAAAUCACCCUAUAAGUGGGAUAUGUAUUGCCUGAUUGACAGGGAAUUUACAGAUUAGUGUGGUAUCGGCCAAUUAGUGGAAUAUAUGCCAAUUAGUGGGGUAUCUGCUGGUUAGCGUGGUACCUGGUGUUCAGUUCGGCGGAUUAAUGUGGAAUCACCUGAUUAUUCAGACCAAAAUCCUUUUUAAAGUUUUGGCAAAUCUAUACUGAUCCCCCUAUUAAAAAUAAAAAUCUAAUUUUUAAGUUGGUGCUAUAGGGGAGGAAGUAACAUCUUCAACAAUUCAAAACCAUUGGAUUCUGAAUCCUUUAAUACCAUUGAAAUCGAUGGAAUCGAAAAUGACCCAACAUAAUUCAAUAGUACAAGCAUAUAUAUCUUUGGGUUUUUGUUCCAAACUUUGAAGUGCAGUUCUGCAGUUCAUUUAUAAAUGAAGCCACAUCUUUUACCACAACUAGUUUAAAGCUACAUAUUUUUACAUUGUUUUAUUGAUAUUUCAAAUUUCAUAAAUAUUAUAGAUCAUGAUUUUUACAAAGUACUUCUCUUGUUGGAGUUAAGAAAUAAUUAAAAAUAAUUCAUUUUUGAAAAGUGGUAAGAAAAUAUUAAAACAAAAGUAAUAAUGACUUAACCACACUUCCUGUUUGUUCACAGUUGCAUCCCAAAAAAAAAAAAAAAGGAUUUUAUGGUAGGAUAAGAAAAUUAAUAGGAUUCUUCAUGUAUGUGUUUUUAAUAGGUUUGGUAUUAAAUGAGAAGAUAAAUUUUAACCAAAGUUGUAUGAGAAUAAAUUUUUUUUGCAAAAAGUAUUUUAUAUGCAAUAUUUUAAUAAAACAAUUUAAGAUCAGUUUUAUUAAAGGAUCAGUUAAUUAAAGAUUUUAGUAAUUAAUAAUACUUGAAUUCCUUAUAUCUAUAUGUCAUACACCCACCCCUCGAAGUAACACCCUAAUUCGUUCCAGGAAAACAGAGCACUAAUCAAAACAGCGCUAAUCAAAAACAAUUUUUCCAUACGAGUGUAUGUUAGUCAAAUUAAUUUUUUUAGAAAUAGGUUAAGUGUGCUUCCUGACAAACAUUUCAAUAAAGACCCUACUCCUGUUAAAAUCAUUUUAGAGUACUAAUAUAUAUCAAAAUACAUUUGAAGUGUGUUUACAUAAAUGUUGAGUAGUAUUUUGAAAAUAAGCAACCUAAAAUAAAAUUAAUAAACAAUUCUCAGAGUUACAAAAUAACAAUGUUAUUAAUAUAGUAAAUAAAUUUCAAUUCUAAAAAGAUUUAUUAGAAUGAUUAUUUAACCUUUUAACAUAAUUCCCAACUCUUUUUACUAAAUGUGUGUCUUCCAUGAUUUGCCACUAUCAAAUCCUAUUGGCGCAAGGUAAACUAGCCCUGAAAGCUUCUGGCUUUUCUAUCAAGAGCUCCUGCUGACAUAUGGGACUGUUGUCUGAGAUAAAUACGCUAUGAAGGAAUGAAUAAAUAUUGAGGAAAGAGCAAAAUAUUGUUUUUUUGAUUCAUCACAUUAUUAAUUUGUUGCAUUGUAUUUAAUGCUACACAAGAACUGUUCCAUUGUGCACGUCCAGAAAUAAAAAUUCACGUAAAAGAAAAAAUUGCUUCUUCAAUACCACGCAAAUCGAACAGCAUUUCUUCGAGGGAUGGGUGUAGAAUAUGUAUUUAAAACAUUAGUGUUUAAUAGAGUUCUUGUAAAAGCAGUAAGAAGGCCCUUAACAUAAAUUUUUUUCUUGUGGAAUUCAUCAUUAUGAAGAAUUUUUGAACUUACAUUUAAUUAUUACUUUAAAUAAUAUUAAUAUUCUCUUCAAAUCUUUUUUAAAAAUAUUUUCUACUUCGCACAGCCUAAGUUAUAUCAUAUAAUUCUUUUCUUCUGAAUACUAAUUCUUUAUUUUUAUUUAUUCAUUAAUUAACAUAUUUUUUGCUGCUCAGUGCUUUUUUUAAAUGUUGGGUGAUUUUAAUUAUUCUUCCUAGUACUUUCUUCACGCAAUAUGAGUCUCCAAUGAUGUGAAGCAUGAUGAAUACUUAAACUUUUUUAAGGGAGGAUAUAAAGUGUUAUAAAUAAAUGAAGCCUGACUGCAGUUUUGGUAGGUUCUUUCAUGUUUUUGUAGCAGAUAAUAGAGUUUUAAGUAGUCAUGUAUGUGUAGAAUUGAAGGUGUUUCUUCCCUGUAUGUGUUUGUGUCACUGUUAUCUAUAAUACUCAGUAAUCAUAGAUCUCUUGAACACACAUGUACCUGUACAUGUUCUUAGAAUCGGGUUAAUGUGUGAAAGUGUUCAAUUAUUCAUAUCAUAAUUAUUUUAAAUGUGAUAUUUUAUAAUUUUAUUAAAUUACUUUUAGUUUUAAUUCUAAAAACUACGUACACUUGUGUUUUAUUUUCCCAGGACAGUUAUUAUGUCUUGGAGUGAUUCGUUGUGAUAAUGCCACAGAACUAAUAUCUGUUGCAGAUAAUUGAUAUCAGUCCAUUUUUAUUUGUAAAAACCAGGUUAUCAUAACAGUACAAUGUUUCAAAUUUGAAGCAUUUAUAAUUGUAGCUAUAUGCUUAUGUAUAUUUUUAUUAUUAUAUUUUUGCACAAUCAUAUAUAAAAUUACUUUUCAUUAUCAUUCUGUAAAUGUGUUGUUUGUUGACAUGUACAAUGUGAUCUUUAUGAUUUGUAUUUGAAGACUGUAUUGUUAUAGCAUUGUUCUAGUGUAAAUAAGUUAGCAAUACUUACUUUAAUAUAGUUUUGUUUUCUUUUACUUGAAGAUUCUGAUGUACACUCAAAAAUCUUUCAUAAACAGAAAGAUGGUGCUAUGCAAAAAUGUUUUGCAAUAAAAGUUAUUACAAAUUUUUGUUAGUUUUAGGUAUUCAAUUGUAACAUUCUGUAUGUAAGUAUAUUAAAGUGCAGGGUGGCUACAGGCAGGGAAACCAGGGACACCAGGAAUAAUUAGGAAAUUUCAGAACUUGAGGGAUAACCGGUAAAUGUCUGGGAAUUUGUGCGAAUCGCAGGGGUAAAUGUUUUGUUAAGUUACUGUGAUUUACCUGUUAUUCAUUACAAAUAUGUCCAUUUUGCUUGUUUAAUUUUGCUAGUGGGAUCCCUCGACAGCAUCAAAAAGAUUCCAGAUGGACAGUUUCUCAACUUAGCAUCUUAUUAAUUUCUUGCAUCUGAAUUUUUUUAGAAUUUAUGUCUUAAAAGCAUGAACUAUUAGGUUAUUGAGUAGGCAAAUCAGAAAUACUCAAAUUCAAAACAUGCAAAAUACUACAAAAUGAUCAUGUUUCCCCUCUUAUUUUCUAAAUUUGCAAAGUUUUUCCAAACAUGAAAUUGCAAACAAAUUGAAGGUUUUUCAGUUGGUUAAGAAAGUGAUAUUUACAAUUGAUACAAUAAACUAAAUCGAAGCAAUUGUUUAUUUUGUGUGUUAAUAUUUGCUUAAAAUGGCAUCUAUUGACAGUUUUUUUAACACUGUGUUGAAAAAAUUGAGUUUUUAAUGUAUAUUUGUGCUUUCCGGCAUUCCAUUGUAUAUUUCAGCAAUUGUGAAUUUUUAUUUUAAACAAUAUCUAAUAAUUUUGGUGCAACAUAGGUUAUUUUGUGUUAGAGUUGUAUACAAAAUGGCCAUGCUGCUCCUAAUUGUAAAAUUUUAUUUUUCAACGACUCACAGGACGUUGCUCCCAUCUGCAUACCGCUUCAUGCUGUUACGCUACAGUCAAGAGAGCCAACUUUUUAUCAUGGGGCUGGCAAGGAGAACAUGAUUCGUCAUUUUUUGUAACAUGUUUCAUUUGGACUCGUACUAGUUGUAAACUGAUACAAUGAAAGAAUUUCUUAAGGUAUCUAUGUUAAUACCGCAAGUUAAAACAUACGCAAAUAAAAAUAUAGUUUGUCAGGUAAAAUAUUUACUACAAAUUAUAACCUAUAAAUAGUUUGUUUGUAACAUGCAAUUACGUUUUGUAUUAUUUCUGUCUUCAAUUCGUGUUUUAUUAAAAAGCAACAAGUGUUUACGAUUUUGGAAUUUGAAAUACGUACUAAGCAUGUUGGACCAGCAUGGUGCCUUCCAACAGCAGCUCAGUAGCAGCUGUCAGCACCUGUAUAUUGUAACAAGGACUUAAAUUUGACUUCGUUCAUGGAAAUAUGUCAGUUGCACAUGUACAACAAAUAAUUUGAAGCUACAUUUGAACACAAUUCAGUGCAUGAGCGUAGUUCCGGAAGGUUUGCGAGGGGGUAGAGGGGUCCGAGUCCCCCUGGAAUCAAAAAACCUAUCACUUUGAAUGCAAUUGGGAUUGUAAAAUGGGAAUGAUAAAGUUAUAAUAACCCCAAAACUAUGUUUUAAGAAAAUUAUUUUUAUAGUUUAAUGCUUAUUGCAUGCAGAUAAGCCUGGACCACCUGGUGAGAUGAAGUUGCCUCCGUGCGCUGAACCGGUGAGCCUCAGGUUCCGCAGACGCCCUCUGACACAGUAGCUGUUGAGAAAUGCAACUUUUUCCUUCUCAUUUACUGCUGUCAAAAUUUUCAGUUUUAAAAAUAAUUUUUUUUAGUUAAUACAAUGUGAAUAGCUGUGUACAUAAUCCUAGUGCUUAAUUACUAUGUUUUGUUUUUUCUGCCUGUAUUUUUCUUGGAUUAUUGCUUUCAGAGCAUUAAAUAGUAUGGAUGUACCGAUUCGAAUCCCGAUUAACUGUAAUCGCCCGAUAUUAGAGAAUCGGUAAUUAAUCUUAAUCUGCGAUAUUUCAACCGAUUAUUUAGACAAAAUUGUCAACCUAUUUCUCAUUAUAUUUAUCAGUUAUCUCUUACAGGGUGGCCACCAAACCGGGAAAACGGGAAAAACCGGGAAUAUGUCGGGAAUUUGAAAGGGCCCGGGUAAAACCGGGAAACUGUCUGGAAUUUUAUUUCUUUCCUGGGCAAAUGCUGCGGUGUAAAUGCGCACAACUUAUAUAAGACGUACAUCGCGGCGUCUCAUAAUCACGCGGCAAAUCUGUACAGUGUCAUGUUGGCAGCGACUGUAGUGUUCCCAGGCGUGCCAUGUUUCUUCUUUCCUCAUAGACGCAAUACGUCACUAAGAGGCGGAGGGGGAGGGGGAAUAUGAACCGCACUACGGCGUGCAACACGGGGUGUUGUUCUAAUUUGUUCUGUUCAGUACAAGUCUUCGAGCGGUUUUAGUCUUACGCUGUGCAGUUUGUUAGGAAGCUAUUGCGGCAAUGUCUACUAGGUAUUCCUGUCGUUAUGAGUCUUGAGGUUCCAUGGGCUACUGAGGAUGCGAAAGACAGAACUUGUGCGAGAUGCAAGAUAUGCAAUAAAAGUUUCAAGAUCGAUACGAUGGGUAGGGGAGCAUUUACAAGCCAUGCCAAAUCUAAGAAUUACAAUAGAGUUAUAAAUAACCAAUCAAGAAACCUGCAAGUUACAGAAUUUUGUUUCCACUCAACCUGCUCAGGAUGAAGCCCACGCUUCCUGUAACAAAGUUUUAUUAGUACUUUAAUUUAUACUAGUAGCUUCCAACGGUUUAGCGAUGUUUUAAACUACAACGUCUUGUAAUCCAUCGCUUAUCAAUAAACUGUCAAAUAUGUCCAGUAACUAACCACACUGCACGUUUUUUUAUGAAUAUUCGCAGCGUGUUGAGGCCGGCCGAUAAACAUUCCGCAUUAACUUACCUUUAACGUCGGUAAUGCUAUGUUCACUUAAAAUUUGUAAAAUAAUAAUACUAAACAUAUAAUUAUUAUGUACACCAGAACCCCGAUUUCACGAACACCGGAUUUAACGAAGCAGUGAUUUUACGAGUACAUUCUCGGGAACCGUAAAAAAAUUGGAAAUUUUGACCAAAAUGUGAAAAACAGAAAAAAAUAUUUAAAAAAAAACGCAAUGAAAGAUCAUAUAUACCGAAUAAAACCAUGUUGGACCUCCUGCGGUCACCAGCAAAGCAUAAACACGACCCAAUGCGUGGUGCAACUGCUACAUCGCUUCGUUAUUGCUCGCGCGAGAGGCGGGACGUGGAAUGUUAGAAGAAAGGAAGGGGCAAAUGCGGGGGAUGACAGACAGUAGCCAGUGUGUUUCCUGCGUGGGGAAUAAGUGGCGUAGCUCCUUUUUUUAUGCUGUGUGAAGCGACCUUUUUCUAUCAACUCAUGGGAAAAGAUAAUUGCUUGAGCUGUCAAAAUAAACAUCGCUGCGACAGUUAAAACAAGACGCGGGCGAGCAUCCGGUAGGUCGAUGUGUAUAUCUACUCGAAAAACAUAUCUCAAUUCAUGACACUAAUAAGAUUCCUUAUAACUUACACGUAUAGCCUGAUGUUUUCAGCCUGAUCCAUGCAAGUUCUUUAGCCACGUUUUGAAUGAAAACAACCACCAGCAGGCCAGUGUUGUGCCCUGUUUAAUACGCACAAAAUAUACAAAAUAUAUUUGGUUCAAAAAAAAAAAAAAAAAAAAAAAAAGAACCUCAGGGAACUUAAGGCAAAAAAAGUCAAAAUAAUGAGUGAUGCCUUAAAACAGACCGCUCUCAUAGACGAAGAAAUUUUAAACACAAAAAAGGUUAAAGUUAUGUGGCAAAUAUAUAUUUAGUAAACUGCCACCUGUUUUUUUAGUUGGGUAUGUAUCACAUUUUGUGCAUUUUUGUUUUAUAUUUAGUACUAUACAGUUCCGUGUUUUAAAAUGUGUGCUUUGUAUCAUGUAUUACAUAAAUAAAAACAUGUCAUUUUGUAUAUAUAUUGCAAAACCUGGAAAAUCUUGAAAAUACCUGGAAAAACCUGGAAAAAACCUGGAAUUUUUUAUCACAAAUAUAGUGGCCACCCUGCUCUUAGCAUUAUAAGAAAAACAUGCCAAAGAUGCUAAUAUAUUCUUUCAACGGUAAAUAAACUCUUUAAUUCAUGAAACACCGUUCAGACUGUAGGCCUACACACGCGCUGAAAGUUUCAGAAACUUUAUGUCUAAUAAAUUAAAUAUACUCUUAUUUUAUUCAAUUGAGGUUUUUCUUCUAGCAUGUAUGGCUAGUAUUUCCAUUAUUGUUAGCUCCAUGCAUCAAACAACUGCUUUGAGUGCCGCUUGUAAUAAAAUACAACACAUAAAACAGUAUAAAACAAAAUAAUGUUAUUUUAACAGCAUCAUCACAAGAUCUCCAUUUUACGUUUAGGUUACGCACGUCAUGUGAUGAACACAAACAAUUUGGUCAACUUAUCUCACUUCACCGGAAUUUCCGUUGUUUACGUGAACAUUUUUCGAUUAUUUUUUAUUAUGAUUGAAGUCGCUUUAAUAACGGGAAAGUCUUCUUUACUUUUUAUGUUUACCGUACAUUAACAACAAAUAUUUAACCAGGAAUAAAAGUUCACGAUUGCGAUAGUUGGUGGUCGGUUGUAGGAAUAUUUCUGUUUGCGACCGAAAUUAAUUUUUUGAAUAUUGGUAAUGUCUGUGUCAGCGAAGACGACUCGGUGACUGUAGAUUGUUUUGUUGUUUUCUAGUCACUAAUGCACGUCCGUACAUUACGUAAACGGAGUGACGAAUUAUUUGUUUAUUUUGCUAAGUUUUCUAUAUGUUGGCAUUUACCAAAAUAAAUAUUUGUUUAGAGCUGUUAUUACAUCGCAUUCACUAUUUAAUGUUGCAUAAUAAUCGGGCAAAUAUAAUCGGUAUUCUUAAUCGGUUUGGAACAUCGGCUGAAUUUGAAUUUUUUAGUGAAUCGUUAAUCGUAAUCGGUAACCGGUUUUUCAAUAUCGGUACAUCCCUAUUAAAUAGCAUAAAGUAAGUAAUAACUCGAUUCAGUUUAUGGUUCUGCUAACUAAAAUUUUAUUUCUGGAAAAUUUCAGGGAAAUGUCCUGGAAUUUUUUGGUAGAACUUCUGUAGCUACCCUGAAAUAAUAUCUUUACAAAUACUUACUUAACAACAUGUCUAUAAGUUUGUGUGUUCGCAACUGAUCUUACUCUACUUGUAACAAGUGAACAAGCUGUUACAAGUACCUAUUACUUUUAGCCAAGCUUUUAGUAUGUUGCUAGACAUUAUAAAAUGCAAAAAUUGUCAGUAAAUAUUGAUUGAAAGGUUACAUAAAAUUAAUUUUUAAUUUUAGUUAUUCUUUUUUUUUUUUGCUGGUUUUGAAGCUGUUCUGUGUGCAAAAACAAAUCAUUAGUUCUUUAAUGUUGUUCCUUAUAAGUUUUGUACGGUUGAACAUCACUAAAUCAGGAAUGACAGCAGCAUGAGAAGUUGUUGCUAUAAACCAUGCUCACCACAAGCAAGCCUUCAUUGUGUCUCCUGAAUCUCUGAUUGUAUUACAAUAAUUGUUGAGUGCUGUUGUGUGUGGAGCAUGCCAGGCAGCUUUGUCUUGAGUAAUGAGCCAUGCCAAUUAUGUUUCCUGGUGUUGGUACCCAUGGUUAUUUUUUUCAUAGUGCUUAGUGCAUAAUCACAGCAAGUAAUAUAUUUGCUGUCUUCAGUUUCAUAUCAAUAAUUAAUAGUGCAUAAAAAUUAGAUUUUGCUUUUGAUGGGUUAAUAAUACUUUAUGGUAAUUAAAAUAUUUUUUUUAUGUUGCGAACAUUUUUUAAUUCUUCAGUUAAUGUUAAAAUUAAAUACAGUAGACUCCUGAUUAUCCAGAGUAAUUACUGGCGAGUGAUCCAUAGAUAACAGAAAAAAAAAGUGAAAGCAGUGUCAAAAAAAACUAUAUAAUUAGUUUUUUUGUUAUUAUGACUAGACAAAACAGUAUAAGGUUGUAUAUAGUUCAUAUACAUAUGUACACUUACUCGAGUACAUCUUGGUAGCAUUUUUUGGCUAAUAUACAAACAUUAUUAAAAUAUCCCGAAGCAUAUAUACAGUACGUAAAAUAUACUAAAGUGUUAAUUUACAAAAAACAUUUGCUGUAUAUAUCAGUAUAACAUAGGUAGGUAGCUGUAUUUUUAUGUCACCAUCACAGUUACACAGAACUAAAAAAGUCCUUUAAUAACGUUUGCUUCUUGAAUUCAUUUUAUUUCUUACGAAUGUUGGAAAGAAUUCUCCAUGAAACGAUUUUGUCCAUGACUCAUGGACCAUGAGGCUAUCUUCAUCCGUGUCCCGGUAGUCGAGGAGACCUCUGACAUAACUGCGCGCGAGAAUGUAAGAGUUUUUUACAGGCUUUCACCUUCGCUCUCUCUUCCAGUUUCUCAUUUUCUUCCCGUUUGAUUUUCUGACUUGACAUCAUAUGUUAGUUCAGCCUUACAUACAGCAGCAGAAAAUGUAUGCUCAGUAAGUAACUAUAUUUCCCUGUGCUUACAAGCAGCACUUGUAACCUCAAGUUUCAAAACUUAUCAUUUUCCAUUAUGCUAAUGUGGCUUCCAAAAUAGUAUUCAUUUGAAAUAUAUUUUUUUGAAAAGAAAAAAAAAGCUCUAUUGCUCUAUAAAGUUACAUAUUUGUUUCGAAAUGUUUCACUGGUAUGUACCAAUAUUGUAUUGCCAGUAUCAGUAUCACCAUCACUACUGUUGAUGUGAGUGAGCUUUCCACUGAGUAGGGAGCCAUUAUGCAGAAUCAAGUGACUCUCAUUUAAAGUACCUCAGAUUUGCGAUUACCCACAUUAAUGAAGUGGAGCAAUGUCGCAGGAAAUCUGAUAGGCCUAAUAGAGCUUUGUCUCAAUGCUGCUGGAAUAUUUAUUAUGUAUAAUAAAUGGUUUUAAUUGAAAACAUUUAAUAAUGUGGUAAUGAAAUAUGUUUUUAAAAGGGGACAUCUUCUAACAAUGAAACGGUACUAAGAAACAAAUUUACAUCUCUCAUUGCCAAAGAAAACAUUACCCUUGGUGUCAUACCAAACUUUUAGUAAGCAGCCAGCUUGAAGGCCAUUUUCAGGAGCUAGUUGAAAAAGUUAUUGAAUAUUAUUUGUUAAAAUUAUAAUUAUUUUUAUUACUUACGUGUUGUGAACAAAAUUGUGCCCCAGAAAAAUAUCUGGUGUCUUUUCUUUGCCAAAAAAAAAAUGUAUAUAUCAUGAGCACAGGAUGACAAUCAUGUUCUAGUGUUAUCAAAAAGUGAAUUUUUUCAAUUGAUAGACGUCUCCUGAGUAAAACAAGAGCAAAGAAUAUCAAAUAAAGCCUGUUUAAUGGGCAAAAGAAAACAUAAAAAAAAAAUCAAUUGUAUUACUUUUAACAAACAGCCAACGUGAAAUCUGUUUUUAGUGCCUCAUUGUAAGAAAAUAAGAAGUUUUGCCAUCAUUACAAUAAAUAAUUUUAUUAGCAACAUAUCUUAAAGAACAAAAUUUUACCACAGACUUAUAUUCUGUCUCACGAUUUUGCGAAAAUGUUACUGCGUUUUUGUCACCCUGUGAAGUAUAAGUUCUUGCGAUGUGCACACACAAAAUGUAUUUUUGUGGUAGCUUACAGUUAAGUAUUAGUUUAUUUUUUAGCGAUAUUAAUUCCUUUCAUUAGAUGUACGUCUCGGGAAUCUGCUGUAAAAAAGCAAAUAAUAUCUUCUCAGGCAUAAAGAGAUAAAGAGUGAGCCUAAAUACCGCGCUGUGCCAGACCAAAUGGGUGUUUGCGGCAGUGCAUCUUGAGCCUGUGUGGUUAGCUGCAACUCGGUGUCAGUGGAAACACGAGGAAAGCCAAUGAGACUGUGGACGGCCAGGUCGUCUCUGCUCAAGGUUAUUAGAGAGAGGUUGCCUCGAUCGCUUGCGCAUCGUUCUGCGCAUCGCGUCACUUGCAGCCCCGGCUCGGCUUGCCAGCCCGUCCGCUCCUAUCAGUUACUUAGUUUACAAGCACAUCUGCUCGUAAUAACGUGUCAAUAUACAGCGUAAUGCAGGGAGAGUUAUUGUUGUGAGGAGUUUAAUUAAGAGUGCGUGUGUUAUAAAAUGUUGGUGUUGCUUAUAUCAUAAGUGCACGGGUGCUUCGUUAAUUAUAAUUAGCAGGCAAAACGUUAAGAACACGAAUUUAAAGUGAAUUUGUUUUGUUAGGCUAAACGCUGUUAACAAGUUGUAUUUAAACAUAAAAUGCCAGGUACGCGGUGUACAGUGGCUGUGUGUACAAAUAGUUUGUAAAAACAAAAUCUUUACCUGAAACAAAUCAUAUAAAAUAUCAUCGAUUCCCAUGUGAUGAUCAUCUGUUGAAAGUGUGGGUUCAGAAAUGCCGACGUGAUGGUGAGUGGAAUCCAAAAACAACUUACAUAAUAUAUGUUCAGAUCACUUUACAGAUGAUGAUUACGAGCGCGACUUGAAAGCUGAGUUGUUAAAUGCAUGCGCUAAAAGACGUCUUAAACCAAAUGCUGUACCUUCAUUAAAACUUGGAAUUACAACACAUGUAGAAACAUUGGAAAGUCGUCAGUGGCGUAGCCAGGAUUUGUGUAUGGGGGGUGUUAAGAAGCAUGCGGCCCCCCCUCCCCCCCCCCCGUAUUAAAGCGGGUGGUCCGGGGGUCCUCCCCCGGGAAAAUUUGGAUUUUAAGGUAUAAAAUAGUGCUAUUUUAGUAGUUUUCGACACUUAAAUUUAAAUAUUGUAAUGAUAAAAAUUUUAUUAAUUUUAAUAUGAAAUUUGAGUGAUGAAUAAGAAAUUAAUCAAAGAUUUGGUGCUAAGGGGGGGGGGGGGGGUUGAACCCCUAACCCCCCCCCCCCCCCCUGGCUCCGCCCCUGAAAGUCGUGUGCGCCGAGAAGACAGAGUUAAAUGCAGGGAAAACAAAAAAAAAAAAAUGUUAUGUAAAUUAAUCGUAGAUUCAAAUGAAAAUGUAAGUGAGGAAUAAACCUGUUCUUGUAGUCAGUUAAAGCAUUCAAAGUCUUGUUCUAACAAUGACUCGGUUGAAAUGCUUAGGAAGUAAAUCCAAAUUCUUAAAGAAAAUUUGUUUCUUGCCGAAAGAAAGUCAGUUUUAAAUUUGGAAGUCAUGAAAAAACUCAAAAAAGAAAACUUAAAUCUUAAAAACAAACAAGAAAACGUUCUUCGUUAGAGUUCCGCAUGCGGAAUAUUCUUUCAAGUGUUUUUUUUUCUUUUCAAAAAUCAAAUUGACAUUACUUUCGUUGAAAAAAAGAGUAAACUGGACCAAUGAGGAAAUAGCUCUCGCUUUCACUUUGCGUUAUUUCAGUAAGCGAUGUUAUUUAUUUUUAAAACAGAAACUUAACUUCCCAUUACUUGGACUUUCAACUCUUCAACGAUGGGCAUAUUCAUUUGACAUGAGAAAAGGUAUCCUAGUAAACAUGUUUGAAAUUUUGAAUGUAGCACGUUCUUCGUUGCUAGACUUCGAACGCAUUGUUGUUCUUUCAUUUGACGAAGUAAAAGUGAAGAAAACGCUCCAGUAUGAUGCAAAACAGGAUGAAACUAUUACACGAAAAACUGCUCUAUUCAUGUUAGAAAUUUAUUUUUAAAUCUAACCUCAGUUUAUUUAUAUUGUAAACAUUCCCAAAACGUUUUAAUGAGCUAUGGCUACUUUUAUUAAACACUAAGAAAUUGAUAUGCAAUUAUUUUAAACAUUAUAAUCUUGCUGAGAAAUAAAUACAAAUAAACCAUUUUGUUUACUAGUUACAUGUUAAUUAUAUUAAUUUUUAAAAAUUCAUGGAUUCAUCAUUGAUAUUUUGAAAAGUUUUACUGUCACUUAAAAAUAUGUUGAAAUGAUAAUUCAUCCUUGUUUUCAGUCACAGCAUUUUGUCAUUUGAAAAGCAUAUCAAAACGAUUAUAAUUAACAGUAAUCAACAAAGCAUAAAUGAAAUACUAUAAGUAUUGCGUAUCAGACAUGUGAAACGAGCCGAGCUGAUAAGAGAAAGCCGUCAGUCAGCAGGUGUAGUAUUACGGCUGGGAACGGCGGGGCUGCAGAUAACGUCAGAGCGGAGUGUCGGGCUGUCUACAUUGUUCUUAUGGGAUCGAGACAACCUCUCUCUACUAACCUUGGUCUCUGCUAGCAAGUGUUCAAGAGGGGAGAGCGUUGAGCAAAGAUGUGCAAUGUCACACGUGGACUUGCCUUCUUUGAGGAUGCUUUAACAAGUAGUGUUACAUGAUUUGCUCUAAGCCACCGAGAGUAAAGUUUUAACUGAUUGUUUUUUUAAAAACAAUUUUAGAAACAAACUAGGGCUUAUUAUUUAAGGCUUCGGACAAUAAAAUCCUUUCAUUUAAUUGUGGUUAACAAGCAAAUUAUGUUUAAUUUCUUUUCUUGCCUAUUCCAAUUCCUAUGUACUGAUAUUUCUUGGGUAUAAAAUAAGCUUAUUCUCUCUAUAGGUGCCAUGGAUAAUCUGCCUGCAGACAAAAUAAUUCAGCAGUAAUGAAUCGAACACUAUUUAUUUCAAAUCCAAAUUUAGUUUCUGAACCUCAAAGGUUGCCGUAAACAAUUAUUUUCAUUCUGACUCUAAAACUAGGAAUAAAAUGAUACCUACAAUCAAAAAAAUCAUCUUGGAUUUGAAAUAAACGUUCAACCUUUACAUUUUUAAUUUGAAAGAAACAAUCAUAUUUACAUGUUAACAUGUUCAAGAGCCACACUAUGCAUUUAUGUAACAAAUGUUACAUGUAAGGCUAAACAAACUUUCUGAGACCUUUUUAGCUGAUGGCAAAAACAAUAUUUUCUUCAAUACCUACUGAAGGUUAAAAUAAUAUAUGCUAAGUGAACUAAAGUAGUAUUAGUGCAGAGUUUUUGAAUUUUUCCUUUCUUUGAUAUUUUUAUUGAAAUCUUUAAUACUAUAUUUUGACACAAUCACUAAAAUUUGAUCACAUUAGAAAAUAGGAAUAAUUUAAGACAAUCACUUUUGCUGAAUAUAAAGAAAAGAUUUAUUUAUUUGUCUGAGUGUCAUGAUGUGGUGUUACUAGAAACUAGUCAAAUACAGGAAAAAAACUGAAAAGAAGCGAAUAAAUGUGAUUUUAGUGUCGUUUAAGAACUACAGAAGUUAGGUAAUGUGUCUUGUACGUCAUGUUUUGUAUUCUGGAACUGUCUGCAUGUUUGAGUGUACAUCAGAACUAUAGUUUAUGCAACCUUAUGUUGGUAAGAGAACUUGUGUUCUCUUGUGUGUGACUGUUAUGGUUUUGGCCCAGCAUUCUUGGCUAGGGGUUGAUGUAGGGGUACUAACCUUGUAUGUCCCACAUAUGUAAUAUCUGAUCAGCUGUGAGACAUAUUUGUCUCUAAGAUUUUUGGCGCAUUUACAUUUAAGUGAUGUGCUGUAUGUAACAAGACUGUAAAUAACUGACUCUGAAAUAAAAAAGCUUAAUCUCAUA
Molecule: messenger RNA, 17075 nt
Organism: Bacillus rossius redtenbacheri
Lineage: Eukaryota; Metazoa; Arthropoda; Insecta; Phasmatodea; Bacillidae
Exons: 6
Coding region: 145-1287 (380 amino acids)
Source: RefSeq, a predicted model, not a curated record